AUGUCUGCCCUUACCAUUCCUUAUGAACUCCCGUCCAAGGAUGUCGGAUGGUUGAAGCGAGAUGUACUUCUCUUUGCAUUGAGCAUUGGGUGUACAGUCGGUGAACUGCAUUUUCUCUAUGAAUUUCAUCCAAAGUUUGCGGUGUUUCCGACAUACUCGAUCAUUCUGCCUUUCAAGCUCACCGAUGAAGAAGUUACCGACUACUUUGCCCGACAAUCACUUCCCUCUGUCCCAGGAAUGCCAAAAUUUGACCCAAAACGUGGCGUCGAUGGAGAGCGGAAACUCACCAUCUUCAAACCCCUGCCUACUUCUAGUGCUGGGAAAUCGUUUGAACUUCGAAGUAGAGUUAUCGGAAUAUACGAUAAGGGAAAGGCUGGGACUGUCAUUGAGACAGAACAGUCUAUCGUGGACAAGCGUACAAGUGAGGUCUACUCGCGUGCCGUGGGAAGUGCUUUUCUGAUCGGCAAGGCAACUGGGGCGGGCCUAAAGGACCAAUUUCCUCCACGUACCCCCAUCCCACGGACAGGAUGCCAGAUGCCAGCUUUGAGAUUCAGACUAACAACGAGACUGCACAUCUGUACAGGCUCAACGGGGACUACAACCCCCUCCACGCAGCUCCCGAUCUGGGCCGGAGGUGCUAUUCUCCAUGGGCUGUAUAGCUGGAAUGCCGUGGCUCAUGGGAUUCUCAAGGAAGUUGGCUUCAGCAACCCGCGAGCCCUUCGGGAGUUCUCAGCACGAUUCGCUUCUCCAGCCAAGCCGGGAGACACACUGAUCACAAAGUUAUGGACGGUAGGCACAGGCGAGGAUGGCUUCGAGGAUAUCCGAUUUGUCACGAUGAACCAGACGGGCAAGCCUGUGCUGAGCAACGGCCGCGCUCUUCUUCGGCGUCAUUCAGCCCUAUAA
Messenger RNA from Fonsecaea multimorphosa CBS 102226, 903 nucleotides. RefSeq lists its product as uncharacterized. NCBI's taxonomy places the organism in Eukaryota, Fungi, Ascomycota, Eurotiomycetes, Chaetothyriales, Herpotrichiellaceae. The record is from RefSeq and is a predicted model, not a curated record. The transcript has 5 exons. Bases 1 to 903 code for a protein of 300 amino acids. Gene Ontology annotation, cellular component: peroxisome.